CGGUUUUCCUCUUCUCUUUCUUUUUUUUUUCUUCUCCUCUUACAACUUUUUCUUCCUCUCAACGGCCAGUUGUACUCAGCGGCCCAUCUUAUCCUUAUCAAUUGUUUUAUUGACUUGUCAUCGAAUUCGUUGUAAGUUGUGGUGUCCUUCUGUUUGGUGCCAGUGUCUCGUGCUAGCACAACUGGUCCGCCAUCACACCGCGACUGUUUGUCAAGAUGAAGCUUUCCCCUUCGCUCUCAGAUGACCUUGCUCGCUGGGCAGAGCUCCAGCCCGUCUUUUUCACCGGCUCAGCUGCUACCCAUGGGCGUCGCGUCAAUGUUUCUCCCAAAGGACAAGAUGCGCACUUUUCUGUUCUUGGCCCCAACCAAUGCGCCUACAUUGAUCGCACUGGGUCUGGGUGUGAAACAAUUUCUCAUGCUUACGAAAACGGACGCCUCUGUCUCAUGUUUAUGAGCUUUGGUCCUUCCCCGCGAAUCCUACGACUCUUCUGUCGUGUUACGGUCGUGGAGUGGGAUCAGCCAGCCUUUGCUGCUCUGAUACGCAAAAUUGCCAAAGGUAAGCGAGAGAUUUUUGAUGGAGCUCGCGCCGUCAUUCUCUGUGAUAUUUGGCAAACUCAGACUAGCUGUGGAUUUGGUGUACCACGUGUGAAGAAGGGGCUUUAUAGCCCUGAUGGAGAUGUUGAAGAUGGCACUGGCCUCGCCAGAGGGGUUGAUGAAAUCCUCCGCGAGGGGGUUCAGGACGGCGAAAAGCUUGAUGAGCUUUCUGUUUUUGAACAGCGGCCCACGCUGGACACUUGGGCUACCAAGAAAACCCAAGGCAACCAGAUGCUGGACUACCAGGUGACCAACAAUACCCGCAGUCUUGAUGGGCUUCCUGGGCUGAAGGCAGCAAGGCGUGAGGCCGGACAGGUGUUAUGGGUGGGCGACCUGAAGGCUAGGCUGCGAAGGAUCGCUUCGGAAGGCGAGGCCGUCGCAGUAGGAUUUCUAUUAGCGGUUUUGUUGUAUUUUGUUUUCUCUGGAUUAGAUUUACGUGGGAUAUAUAUUGCUGUGUUGUAACGUUAUGGUAUGAGAUAGAUGGAGGGAUGGGUUGUUUGUAUUUGCGUUUUCUCUCUAUCUUCUCUUCAUUAUCUUCUUCUUUUUCUUCUUUUUCUUCUUCUUCUUCUUCUCCUUUUCUUCACCUCCCCCUCCCCCUUUUUUCACCUUUAUUACCACAUUCCCCUUCUUUCUUUGGGUAUUUUUGAUGACGUUUUGCCGAUUUCUUUCUUUCCAUGGUCAUGUUAUGUUAGGUCAAGUUACGAUGUCCUUUUACCUUCAAAAAUUCUUCUUAGGUAGUCAUAGAUUUAUAAAAAAAUGGUCCCUUGCGGGUAACGAUGAUAUUAAAUGCAACAGAUUGUUGUUUUUUUUG
Messenger RNA from Trichoderma atroviride IMI 206040, 1404 nucleotides. RefSeq lists its product as uncharacterized. The record is from RefSeq and is a predicted model, not a curated record. Lineage: Eukaryota; Fungi; Ascomycota; Sordariomycetes; Hypocreales; Hypocreaceae.